Molecule: messenger RNA, 4959 nt
Organism: Giardia duodenalis
Lineage: Eukaryota; Fornicata; Diplomonadida; Hexamitidae
Exons: 1
Coding region: 1-4959 (1652 amino acids)
Source: RefSeq, a predicted model, not a curated record
AUGUCCUUGAAUCCCGUGCCACUGGAGCAGCUGAGUGCCCUGGUCGAGGAAGUGAACGGUGCUGUGAGCGGCACAAUGGAUAUCUUUAGCACAUAUGUCUUGGCGCUUUUGGGCGGUGCAGGGCUUUUUCCGGAGGAAGUCGUGAAGAAUCUUGGUGCUGAGCUUCAGCUCCAGGUACAGAGGCUCUCGGAGACGUAUCGUCAGCAACUCGAUGGCCGGGUGGAGUCUCUUUAUGGUGCAAUUCUUGCGUCCUGCCAAGAUCUCUCUGGGCGUGCCACGUUAUCUGUCACACGACAGGACCUUCUUGCCAGUAUUGAAGCCAUUGAACAACAAUCAGGAAGUAGGGAAGCUCUCAAAGAAGAAUGCACUAAAUUGCAGGAUCAGCUUGCCGAGUUGAGCUCUCUUUCCCGCACAGUCGAAGAGCUACGGACACGGGUGGCAGAUUUGGGCACAAACCCGACCAUUCAAAAAUGUACAUCUGAAAAAUUAGAGCUUGAAAAGGAGCUUGAAGUACUUACACGAGCUAUCCAGGCAGCUUCAAGUGGAAGCCAUGUCAUGCUCCCAGAGGCAGAGCUGCUGAGGAAGCAGAUUGAGGAGACUCGAAAAGCGAUGAGUGCGGAUUCACUGGCCUUGGUACAGGAUUAUUUAGACGCAGAACACGAGCUUAAUCUAUAUUCCUUAAUUGAGCAUCCUGUUCGUAAUGGUCCAGCGCCAUCCGAGGAUACAGGGGAAGACCUGAGCCAACUAUCGCACCAGAUCUCUGCACUUCAAGCGACCAUUGAGCUUAAGCGCGCGAAACAUCAAACUGCAUCGGUGUAUAUUGACAAAAUCAUGGAACUCAAAGCAGAGAAAAGCCUGUUGGACAAUUAUAUUAUUAAUCCUGUUAGUUUAACUGAUAAUAUAAGCAUGCUCCAGCAGAGCAUAGACUCCAUACUCGAAAGCAACCCGGCAGUCAUGCAAGGGUAUACAGAGAGAAAGCAGCUACUAUCGAACAUCGAAGAGUUGCGGCAGAUGGUGCAGUUUCCCACAAAUGGGUUAAAUGAGAAUGCGUUGCUUCGCAAGCAAUACCAGGAAAUGGCGGCCAACCACCCGGAUGUCGCAGAGACCCUUAAGAAGGCAGAAGACCUGCGCUCCAUGAUACAACGCAUCUCUACCAGCACUCUAGAAAGUGCUCUUUUUGAAUGUACAAGCCUGAAGCAGAAGCUUACAGAACUUGAAAAGAACAACCCAGAGAUUUCCCUCCUGGUUAGAGAGCAUGUGGAGUGCAGAUCUAUUGUGGACCUCUAUCAGCAGGCACUCGACAACAAUGCUGGAUUUGCUGACAAGCUUAAUCAGGAAAAGGAGACGCUAGGAAUGCUGAAGACAUCCUCUCCGGAUGUGAAACUUCUCGUUGACAUCUAUAAGCGAACACAUGACGAGAUCUUAGAGUUUAAGGAGUACAUAAAUAACAAGCAAAGCUUGGAGCAAGAACUAGAGGUAUUGAGAGGAGAGCUAACAAUGCUAGUAGAAGGGAACCCAGAUAUCGUUGGGCUUUUGGCAGAUAAGAACAAGCUGGCUCAGGAUAUCAAGAACUUCGGAGAUUCAUUGGCCAAUAUAAAGACAAUUUACAACGAAGUGGAGGCUAUGCGCGGGCUGAAAGAAGAGCUUAAACGCAAUAACCCAGAGGUGGAGAAACUUACUAAGCAGAGAGCAGCUCUGCAAGACGAGAUCAUGGAGCUCAAUGGACUUGCAACCAGCAGCACCGCUCUUGCCACAGAGAUUUGUAAUCUAGAACAGGAGCUAAACGAUCUCCGCACAAACUCACCGGGAGUAGUGGAGCUUCUAGAAAAGCGUGGCAUCAUUCAGAACGAGAUCAAGUCGCUUAAGCUAUACGCUGAGUCUCCUUCUACACUUCUAGGGGAGCUAGUUAAGUCUCAAGAAGAGCUGGCUUCAAUAAAGGAGAGUAGUGCGGAGAUUCUAUCUAUGAUAACCGGUUUGGAGAAGAUCCGUGAAGAGCAAGCAGCAGUAGAGACAGCAGUGCGCAAUAAGCUCACAAUUGAGGCGGACUAUAUCCAGCUGCAGGAAAAUCUAGCAGCGUUGAAAGAAGCCCACGGAAAUACUCUGAGGCUCCUGGACGAAAACAACGCACUCCGCACCCAAAUAAUGGAUAUUAAAGAAGGAAAUAUAGAUCCUGAAGCUUUGCAAGAAGAUAAUUACAAGCUACAAGAGAAUCUGGCGGCAUUGCAGCUCGACUUUCCAGAUAUCGAAUCCAUCAUACAAGAUAAGCUGUGCUUGCUGCAGCAAAUCAAUGAGUUCCACGCGAGCAUUGAUGAUAGAGGACGUUUGGAGGAAAGCAAGCAGGUAUUGCUAGAUAAGAUUGCAGAACUGAAGACACUUAACCCAGACAUAGAUUCCCUUUUGGCUGAAAAUGAACGCCUGAAGGAGAAGAUGCAAACACUAGAGAUAGCUAUUCAAUCUAGGCCACGGCUAGAGCAGCAAAAUCGUGAGCUAAUCAAUGCCUUGGAGGAUUUGAAGCGUGGCUCCCCGGAUGUUCUUCAGCUGCUGCAGUCUGUUGAGGGCAUGCAGCAGGAAGUGAGCCAAUACAAAAACUAUAUUAAUAGUCCUGACCAGCUUGCUCAGAAAAAAGUAGAGAUUGAGCACGAGAUUGCUGAAUUGCACAGUGCGCACAGCCAUGUGUUUGAGCGUCUUGCAGAGAUUGACUCUCUUCAGCAGAAGCUGGAAGCCAGCACGCAAUUAGCUAAAGAUAACUCUGUCAAGUCAGAAUGCCUCGUGGAACAAAUUGCCCAACUGAAGGCUCAACUGAAAGCGCUAGAUGAUACUGCAAAGAAGUCACCCGUUGGUGCACUUUUAGCUGAGAAAGCCCAACUAGAGCGUGAGAUUGUUGAACUUCAGCGCUACUCUCUGGAUACAACAGAGUUACGCAAUGUCAUUACAUCGUUAAGCAAUGAGGCACGCGUUCUAAGAAAUACUAAUUCUGCUGUUUCGCUACUACUUGACGAACAAGACCGGCUCAGAGGUCUCAUUAAUGCCUUUAAAUCCGGAGAGAUCAAUGAAAAGACGUUGUCUGAUGAUAUCUCGCAACUCCAGACCGAGCUUUUCACUAUAAAGAGCGAAAAAGGCAUCACUCACCUUGUCAACGAGGUAGAGCACCUCAAACUGAUAUUAGAAGAGAUGAAGACAUACAAAGAUAACCCGAGCCGUCUCGAGGCCCGUCAGAGGAGUCUGGAAACAGAAGUGGAGACGCUCCGGAAGUCUAAUCCCCAGCUAGCCGAGCUUAUUAACCGCAUAGAAGUAACCACGGUAGAGCUUAAUAGCUUAACAAAUGCCAUUAAACAGCCUUCUGCCAUAGUGCGUGAAAAUGCCAACUUGGUAGAUCAACUGUCUGCUCUCAAACAGAAGCAUCCUUCCAUUUUCAGCAUCAUAGAGGAAAAUAAGUACCUAGAGACGUUGGUUGGUGACAUCCAUGAAGGGAGGCUCAAUACUGAGCUGCUCGAGACAAAGAAGAGUGAUCUGCAGCUUCGUUUCGAUGCGCUAAUGAAGGCCAAUCCACAGCUACACCAGUUAAUAAAGGACUGCGACGAGCUGGGAAUGUCACUAAAGCAAUAUGAGCGCAUCGAGGAUCCAAAAGUCGUCCUUGACCAAUUAGAGGCCAAGAAGGCACAUCUUCAACUGCAGCUUCAACAACUGCAGCAGGAUGAUCACGCGAUAACUGCAUUGAACCAGGACAUAAAGGACUUGCACGCCGAGAUAGACAAUUAUCUCAGGCCAGGAGCCCUAGAUGAGCUAGAAACUCGCCGCGAAGUCAUACAAAACAACCUUCUUGAAUUACGAGAGUCUUAUCCAGAAAUACAUAACUGCCUUCUUGACAUAGAAGACCUCACCAUCCUCUGUGAGGACUGCCAGAUGGCAGCAGAGAGCGCAGAAGGAACUGAGAGAAACACAAAGGCGCUACAAACCAGGAUUGAUAAUUUGCACAACAUAUUGGAGGCGUUUAAGUCCAGUAACUAUAACCUUAGCACCAUGAUCGAUAAGGCUUUAUCGUUGAGAAAGGAAUUAAAGGAAUUCAAGAGCCAAAUAGGCCAAGAGAGUCGCCUCCAAAAUGAAAUAGAGACACUGGAAGUACAGCUAGCAACUGCUCGUGACAGCAACACGUCCCUGAGCGCCAGAAUUAAGCACAGAGCCGAACUGUCUCAGGACUUACAAGAGUUUCGGGAUUUUUCCACCAAUCCGACACUUCUGGACCGGCAGAUAGCCUCACUCUCCAGCUCACUUGAGGAGGCAAGACAAGCUAACCCGGAAGUAGCCGCUGCUGUUCUCGAACGACAGUAUCUUGAAGACCAAUUGGCACAGUUUCUGGGUCAUAAGGACGAUCCUUGCCUGAUCGAGGAGGUAACAAUACUGAAACGGAAACUGGCAUCUCUUAAGAAGACCUAUGUAGACAUAACCUCUCUCAUUGAGGAGCGUGAUGCACUGAGAGCACUAAUACAGGAGAUAGAAGUGACGGCAGAUAAUCCAGAGGGUAUAGAGAGGGAGCACUCUAUGCUCUAUUCAAAAUUCAGUAGCCUAAUCACAUCAACCAAAGAAUUUCUUUUACUUAAGGCAGAAAACGAUGCUCUCAAGAAAGAUAUAUUGGCUCUGAACAAGCAGAUGUCUGCCAUGGAUGAUAUAAUAGCCGAGAAUGUUAGAUAUGAGCAAGAAAUUAACGAUCUACGCAAUCAGGCAGAGAACAUGACGACAAGGCUCAGCAAAUCCAUGCUGGAUGCAUCUCAAACAAUGAGCACCCUCUCGCAACAGAAAACCAUAGUUAUGACCGAGUUGGAAAGGCAGAAGGAGUUGAUGGACAAGCUCAUGCUAGUUGACUUACCGAAGGCUGCAGAAGCACUGAACUACAGGGCUCCCAGCUCCGGGGCUGGGACCGCUCUUACACCGAGCAGAAGGUCCACUUACGGUAAGAUCUGA